Molecule: messenger RNA, 1678 nt
Organism: Exophiala dermatitidis NIH/UT8656
Lineage: Eukaryota; Fungi; Ascomycota; Eurotiomycetes; Chaetothyriales; Herpotrichiellaceae
Product: catechol dioxygenase
Exons: 4
Coding region: 443-1384 (313 amino acids)
Biological process (GO): catechol-containing compound metabolic process
Molecular function (GO): ferric iron binding; catechol 1,2-dioxygenase activity
Source: RefSeq, a predicted model, not a curated record
CUGGUAGCGAUGCACGAUCCGAUGCAGGCUUUCGGCGCGGGGACUUGGUGGCUUUUGGGGGCUUGAUUCUCAGCAAAUACAGUCCCAGACCUCCAGAUUCCAGUCUCCAGUCCCCCGAGUUCCGCACCUCUCCAUGUGCUUUCACCACUAGUACCGGCCCUGUUGCGCUGUAACGUUUUGCCUGCUCCAUGGCGGGCGACGAAAUGCCCAACUUGAAGGUGUGGGGUGACCUUCAAGUCCGCUUACCUUAUGCACGUUCCGUUAGUAGAUUAUGAAGCCUUGCGGAUGAGGCCCUCCGUCGGACUCCACGUCCUCAGCCAUUUAAAAGUAUUGCUUCCCACCUCUGAAUACUUUCCCAGGCCGGAGUUGAUGUCUAUACUUUCUACAGAAGAACCUGUCAGCAUUGCUUGUCUAUCCGUCAAUCCGAGCUCUCCCAUCCGACAUGAACGGCAACACAUCGUCAGGCGCUUCGCGCUUCGAUCCCACCUUUACUCAGCGCGUCAUUGACGCCAUGGGGCCCAACACUUCACCGCGGAUGCGCGAAGUGAUGACCGCCUUAAUCAGACACCUACACGACUUCGCUCGAGAGAUCGAGUUAACAGUGGAUGAAUGGAUGGAGGGGGUAAAACUGAUCAACUGGGCCGGGCAGAUGAGCGAUGACAAGAGGAACGAAGGUCAACUUGUGUGUGAUGUGGUCGGUCUGGAAUCGCUUGUGGAUGAGAUUACCUAUAAGAAAGCUUCAGAAGCCACCGACCUGGCCACGCAGAGCGCGAUCCUGGGCCCCUUUUACAGAACAGACCAUCCAAUCCGAAAGAACGGCGAGACGAUUUCAUUCAAUCCCCCAGACGACGCCGAACCUGUAUAUAUGUAUGGCCAGGUAUUCGAUGCGGUCAGCAAGAAGCCUUUGGCCAAUGCAGCUAUCGAUGUGUGGGAGUGUUCCACCAACGGCUUGUAUGAACAGCAAGAUCCAAAUCAGGUCGAUAGGAACCUACGCGGCAGGUUUAUCACGGACGAGGAGGGGAGAUACGCUUUCUACUGCAUCAGACCUACACCAUACCCGGUGCCAUUUGACGGCCCGGCUGGCAAGUUACUGCAGCUGAUGGACCGACACCCGUAUCGGCCGGCCCAUAUACACCUGAUUGUCUUGGUCGAAGGCUACAAACCCAUUACCACGCAGAUCUUCGACAAGAAAAGCAAGUACCUGGACAACGACUCCGUUUUUGCGGUCAAGGAUUCGCUUAUCGUGGAUUUUGUGCCACGAAAGGGCGACGACAAAGCGCAGUUGGAGCUCCAUUACGACAUCAACAUGGCGCCCAUCAGCGCCAAGGGCGAAUCUGGCCCUGAGAACGGCUUGGUGACUGUACAAACCGGCCAAGGGUUCUAGCUGGCAAGUCACGAUUUCUGUUUGUAUAUCUGUUGGAUGUAGUCUUGUGGUGCCGGAGGUGAUGGGUUAUGAAGUGUCGAGCUUUAAGCGAGCCGUUGUUCAAGUUUGCUGGUAAUUGAAAUGAAUGGAAUGAAUCUUGAAUGCUGCUUUGUACCUAGGUAUUGAACGCAACUUGAAGCUUAAAAAUCUGUAGACUCCAAUUGGUGCCAGCGGAAGCACAAAACACGAACCGAGGCACGGGGGCGUCUAGUCUGAAAUAGUCAAAGGGCGCUCUAGGCCGUCUUUGCUCCGUCG